Molecule: messenger RNA, 960 nt
Organism: Camelus dromedarius (Arabian camel)
Lineage: Eukaryota; Metazoa; Chordata; Mammalia; Artiodactyla; Camelidae
Product: melanoma-associated antigen 10-like
Exons: 1
Coding region: 22-960 (312 amino acids)
Biological process (GO): negative regulation of transcription by RNA polymerase II
Cellular component (GO): nucleus
Source: RefSeq, a predicted model, not a curated record
ACCUCCCCCAUUUCCUCUCCUAUGAUCCCGGGCACCCCAGAGAAGGAGCUGGAGCCGCAGCAGGAGGAAGAACAGAAACAGCAGGAGCAGCAGGACCAGCAGGACCAGCAGGAGGAGGAGGAACAGGAGCAGCAAGAGGAGCAGAUGGAGCAGGAGCAGCAGGAGGAGCAGGAGCUUGCUGCUGUGACACUGGGUCCUCCCCGGUGUCCUCAGAGCUCCUCCUCCUCAUCAUGGAGCACAUCAGAUGGAAGCUCCAGCAGCCAAGAAGAAGAUGACACACACUCUCUCCAGGCCCCAGCAGACACCAAGUCCUUGCCCAGAAACCUGCUAAAUGAGAAGGUGGCUGAUCUGGUGAAUUUCAUGAUCCUCAAGUAUCGACUGAAGGAGCCCAUCACAAAGGCAGAAAUGCUAAAGGUUGUCAUCAAAAGGUACAAGAAACAAUUCCCUGUGAUCUUCAAGAAAGCUUGUAAGUGCCUAGAGGUGAUCUCUGGCAUUGAUGUGAAGGAAGUAGACCCCCAAAUCCACUCAUAUGUCCUUGUUAACUCACUAGACCUCACCCAUGUUGAGACACUUAGUGAUAACCAGAGCAUGCCUAAAAAUGGUCUGCUGAUAAUCAUCCUGGGUCUGAUCUUCAUAGAGGGCAACUGCACCCCUGAGGAAAAUAUCUGGGAUUUCCUGAGUAUGAUAGGAGUGUAUGCUGGGAGGGAGCACUUCAUUUAUGGGGAGCCCAGGAAGCUCCUCACCAGAGAUUGGGUGCAGCAGAAUUAUCUGGUGUACCAGAAGGUGCCUAAUAGUGAUCCUCCACGGUACGAAUUCCUGUGGGGUCCAAGGGCCCAUGCUGAAACUAGCAAGAUGAAAGUUCUGGAAUUUUUGGCAAAGAUAAAAGGGACUGACCCCAUUACCUUCUCAUGCUGGUGUGAGGAGGCUUUAAGAGAUGAGAGAGAGUCAGGGCCAGAAUAA